This is a messenger RNA of Arabidopsis thaliana (thale cress), 579 nucleotides long. Its product is annotated as prolamin-like protein (DUF784). Gene Ontology annotation, cellular component: extracellular region. NCBI's taxonomy places the organism in Eukaryota, Viridiplantae, Streptophyta, Magnoliopsida, Brassicales, Brassicaceae. The transcript has a single exon. The record is from RefSeq and is marked reviewed. Bases 22 to 531 code for a protein of 169 amino acids.
CUUACAUCAAAAAAAACAAAGAUGACAAAGACUCUUCUCAUGGUUACGCUCGUGUCUAUAGUAAUGUUUUACAUGGCUCGUCCAAUUUUCUCCCAAGAAAUUGAUCCAUAUUCGCUAGAGGUGCUAGAAGAUGUGGCCUUAUCUUCAUCUUCAAAGUUUAAUAUUUACGUUGAAGCUCCCGAUGAAGCUCUAUUCGAAGAAGCUGAUUCACCCGCAAUAGAAUAUGACAAGGACCGGUACAAAAUACCCGAUUUUAUUGCGGCUUGCGCUAUGAAGCAAAGCUGGAUAUGCUUAAAUGUGGUUUUCGAAAACAUGAAAGAUGAGAUGAUGCCAAUUAUAAAUGAAUGUUGUCGUGAAAUAUUGAAAAUGGGCAAAGAUUGCCAUUUCAGAUUGGUUGAAGGCUGGUCCGCCAUGUAUGUGUAUGGUAAUAGUAUUGCAUCUAAAGACAUUCCAUAUAGCAAACAAUCAUGGAACGAAUGUGUCCGUAGAGUAGGGAGCAAGUUUGGUGCUCCGGUCUCUUUUGAACAGUAAACUAAUAUAUUUGUGUGUUGAUGUGUCUAUGGAUUUUUUUAAUUUGAU